Eruca vesicaria subsp. sativa (arugula) is the source of this 769-nucleotide messenger RNA. Lineage: Eukaryota; Viridiplantae; Streptophyta; Magnoliopsida; Brassicales; Brassicaceae. The record is from the annotation of a GenBank genome assembly.
GGCCCGACUCUUAGUUGCGAAGUGACAAAACAUGAUCAAUUUGCAUUUCUCUCUCUCUCUCUCAACCUCUGAUCGACGAAAUGCGAUUUCGCAUCGGCAACAUCUAUAUUGUGUCAACGAGAUUGUGAUAAUGGUAGAUCUCGAAGAAUCAAGUGCUUUUCAGUGGACAAGUGGAGGGAGAUCAGAUCGUGAUAGAUGGCGUUCAUGGAAUGCUGAGUUCUUUUAUGGUUGCUGCAUUGCAAGCACCAAGUUCCGUAAUGCUAAAGCAAUUGCUAGAAGUGAUCGGUACUUGGCAAUUGCCACUAGUGGUGGCUUAAACCAACAACGAACUGGUGUGUUUGGAGGAAGCUCUGGAUUGUACCCUUUGAAUUUUGGAACAUUGAUGACUGCUACAUUGCAGUGGGAAGGGAUACCUACAUAUGAAUAAGUGCCACGGUUGGUUGGACUAACGGCUACGGUCGUCUAUCCUCUAAUGCAAAGCCGUCUCUCAAUGCUGAGAACUGGCCUCUGGUCAUUGUGGUCUCAGGUAUAUUAUAAACUUGAAACUUCUAAUCCAUUUGGACGAGUAAUGUUUUGAUUGUCAAUCACAUGAAAUUGUAACAUAUUUGCAGUAAGGUUUUAGAUUCUCAUGGUUUACUAUAAAAUGUAUGUGUUCUUUUACAAUCAGCUCUUUACUUGAUAUAGAAUGUUUAGUUUUUUUUUUCGAAUCACUUGGUAUUCGUAUUUUGUUGUAAAACCGAUGAAUCUACUAUUCAAUUUUAGUUGCAAG